AUGGACUUUCCAAAUAUCCGCUUUCUCCUUCUUCCCCUCCUUCUUCCUUAUUCGGUCUCAUUAACUUUUCACUCGUUAAUUCACCCUGGUGUCUCCCCCAUUCUUCAACUAUUUCACUCAUCAUUUCUCUCUCUCUCUCUCUCUCCUGUGGUUACUGCGUUAGAGAUCGCUUUUUCAUAUGCACAGUUGCCCACACUACACGGUUGUGUGUGUGUCCAUCUGUCCCAUCCAAAUCUCCCUAUCUAUCUAUCAUCUAUCUAUCUAUUCAUCUAUCUAUCUAUCUAUCUAUCUCUGUGUAUCAUAACCUGUUCUUAUCUAUCUAUCUAUCUAUCUAUCUAUCAUCUAUCUAUCUAUCUAUCUAUCUAUCAUAUCCUGUUCAUAUUCAUCUAUCGAUCUAUCUGUCUAUCUUUCUAUCUGUCUGUCUUUGUUCACAUCUAUCUAUCUAUCUAUCUAUCAUCUAUCUAUAUCUAUCUAUCUAUCAUAUCUGUUCAUAUCUAUCUAUCUAUCUAUCUAUCUAUCUAUUAUCUAUUUAUCUAUCUAUCUAUCUAUCUAUCAUCUAUCUAUCUAUCUAUCUCUCUAUCUCAUAACCUGUUCUUAUCUAUCUAUCUAUCUAUCUAUCUAUCUAUCUCAUAUCCUGUUCAUAUCUAUCUAUUGAUCUAUCUGUCUAUCUAUCUAUCUGUCUGUCUGUGUUCACAUCCAUCUGUCUCUGUUCAUAACAUUCUAUUCAUCUAUCUCUCUCGUUAUUUACAGGAAUUUUUGUUAAGGUAUUUCUUUAUACGAAAGAACUGUUCGACUCGGCAGGGGUACUGA
Messenger RNA from Acanthosepion pharaonis, 810 nucleotides. NCBI's taxonomy places the organism in Eukaryota, Metazoa, Mollusca, Cephalopoda, Sepiida, Sepiidae. The record is from the annotation of a GenBank genome assembly.